AUGUCCUGCCACUCCGGUACUGGGAGACGCUGGUACGAAGCUACCACACCACCCCGCUCUUUCACCUGGCUGCAUUAUGGGGUCAAAACUUUGGUCAGACGUCAAGUUGGGCCAACUUGCGUACCAAAUGCCGUCUGUGCUGCAUUGGAAAUGGCGUACCAGAUCCAUCGCAGGCAGAAGAUUCUGCUCUCUGAACACGAACUUAUCGAGUACGGCAUCUCUGGCUCCUCCUCAUUUGCUCUGGCAUGGAUUUCGAAGUAUGGAGUAAGCCUCCGGGACGACUAUCUCCAAGGAAAACAGGAAUUUUAUAAAAUUGAUGGGAAAGGAGCGAAUGUUUUGCACACAAUGGUAGCAGUGGGAUGGGUGUUGGAUGACAAAAAUGAAGUGUAUUUCAUGGUGCACAAUUCUUGGGGACCUGAUUGGGGCAAGAAUGGAUAUGGCUGGAUUCAUCAAUCGUGCAUAGAACGUGUUAGAGUGCCUAUACUCUAUCGUGAUUGCAGAGUCAUUGCUUGA
Coffea eugenioides is the source of this 513-nucleotide messenger RNA. RefSeq lists its product as uncharacterized. The record is from RefSeq and is a predicted model, not a curated record. Gene Ontology annotation, molecular function: cysteine-type peptidase activity. The coding region runs from base 1 to 513 and encodes 170 amino acids. Gene Ontology annotation, biological process: proteolysis. Lineage: Eukaryota; Viridiplantae; Streptophyta; Magnoliopsida; Gentianales; Rubiaceae. The transcript is spliced from 3 exons.